Messenger RNA from Lineus longissimus, 988 nucleotides. Its product is annotated as octanoyl-[acyl-carrier-protein]:protein N-octanoyltransferase LIPT2, mitochondrial-like. Gene Ontology annotation, cellular component: mitochondrion. The record is from RefSeq and is a predicted model, not a curated record. NCBI's taxonomy places the organism in Eukaryota, Metazoa, Nemertea, Pilidiophora, Heteronemertea, Lineidae. The coding region runs from base 98 to 811 and encodes 237 amino acids. Gene Ontology annotation, molecular function: lipoyl(octanoyl) transferase activity. The transcript has 2 exons. Gene Ontology annotation, biological process: protein lipoylation.
CUUACGUCGGCUGCUUUCUCUUUUUUCACACAUCAAUCAAUUGCAGAUUCUUCAAUUAUUCUGCUGUAAUUUUUGAAGCUACUAUAUAUGAGAAAAAAUGAGAGCAACAGUGAACAUCGUGAAUCUUGGACGGAUGGCCUUCAGUGAUGCUUUGAACAUCCAACAUACGCUCUCUCGAAUGCAUCUGGACCAUCUUGCAGGAAAGACAACAACACCGGGGAAAAAUACUCUACUCCUCGUGGAACAUCCUCCGGUCUUUACAAUUGGAUACAGAACUGAUGAAAAUGUUGAUAAAACUGAUGAGGAGAGACUGAAAAAUCUUGGUGCAGACUUUCACAAAAUCAGGCGUGGUGGAUUGGUAACAUUUCAUGGCCCAGGGCAACUGGUCGCAUACCCUGUUCUGAAUUUAAGAGACUUUAAAAAGAGCAUCCGGUGGUAUGUUUGCUGUUUGGAGAAAUCAUUGAUAAAAACUUGUGCAAAGUUAGGAGUCACUGCCUCUAUAACAUCAGAUAUUGGAGUGUGGGUGAAUCGGAAUAAAAUUGCUGCACUUGGAAUUAGUGCACGAAGAUUUGUUACAACGCAUGGGAUUAGUUUGAAUUGUAACACAGAUCUUGAUUGGUUUUCUCAUAUUGUACCAUGUGGGAUCUCAGGGGAGGAGAAGGGUGUGACAAGCCUGUCUAAAGAACUCGACAGAGAUGUGACUGUGGAAGAGACGGCAGAACUAUUUGUGGAUUCAUUUUGUGAAAUUAUAGAUUGUGAUUCAGUCCAUAAGGAUGUGAAAAGUUUUGACAAUGUUAUUAACUGUUCCUGAUGUGCCUUCUAGUUUUGUCUACAAUAAGGUUUAGUUACAAUAUUUCCCAAUAAUCAUGAUCAUAAAGAUUGACAACAAUCAAAUCAAAGUCAAUAAAUGUGGUAUCAAUGCACUUUAUGUUUUGGUUGAUGAUUCAAAUCAGUUGAUUUGCAAUUGUGUAUAAGUUGGUGCGAUAGU